Messenger RNA from Dictyostelium discoideum AX4, 2304 nucleotides. RefSeq lists its product as hypothetical. The record is from RefSeq and is a predicted model, not a curated record. The transcript has 3 exons. NCBI's taxonomy places the organism in Eukaryota, Evosea, Eumycetozoa, Dictyosteliales, Dictyosteliaceae. The coding region runs from base 1 to 2304 and encodes 767 amino acids.
AUGUUAAGAAUUGUUGUAAAAAAUGUUAAUAAAUAUUUAAAUUGUUCAAUUUCUAAAAAUAAAAAUUUAACUAUAAAUAGAAUUGGAUUACAAAUUAAAUCAUUUUAUUCAACAACAGCAAUAAACACACAAACAUAUAAUUCCAAAGUAAUAUAUAAACUAAAAGAUGGAUCUAAAAAAGAAAUUCAAUUAGAAUAUGAGGAAGAAAAAGAAAAAGAAAAAGAAAAAGAGAAAGAAAAUGAAGAGGAAGAUGAAAAUAAAUUAAAAUUAAUAGACGAUAAUUUAUUAAAAAAUAUAAAAGAAAUGGAUAUUGAUUUCGAUGAAAAGUUAGAAGGUUUAGUUGAAAGAGCGCCACAAAUUUAUUCAGAAACAUAUGUUAUAGAAGACAAAUAUAAAUGGAGUGUACACCACAAUAACUAUUUGGACCUUUUGCUACAACCUUUUCAAACUUUUUAUAAAGAUAAAGUUCUCAGUAAACUUCAAGUCCUUAAUUUAGGAAUCGCUCACCCUAGGGAAUUCGAUUUCCUACCAACAUCACCACUUUUAAAAACUUUUCGUUGGGGUGACUUGGAAUCUUUAAGAUUCCUUUUUAAUUUUAUUGCAAAGAGAGAGGGUUUUAAAAGUUUAGAUGAUUGGUAUAAGCAAGAUAUUUAUUCAAUUCAUCGUAUAUAUCAAUUACAAAGAAUUAGAAAUCAAUAUGCUCCAUUAAACAUUCCUUCACUUUUAACGCAUAUUUAUCCAUAUCAUAAUUGGGAUACAAGAAAGUUUACAUUAAAAGUAAUAGUAAUAUCAGCAUCAACUCAAAUAAUUCAAAGAAUACUUAAAGAACUUGGAUAUAUUAGUAAAGUUGAGCCAUAUCCAAUUCCCAACCCUAUUAAACCAUUACCUAUAUCAUUGCAUCACCAGAUCAUGUAUAAAAAUUAUUUUGCACAACAUAGGGUAAAAAACUUAAUAUUAUUGACUCAGAAUUUUAAAUUAGAUUAUUUUAGUUUGUAUGAUCAUUUAUCAUUAUAUAAAAUUGGUGACUAUACUAAUGAUCAAAUAAAUAAUAAUGAAAAUAAUGAAAAUAAUAAUAAUAAUGAAAAUAAUGAAAAUAAUAAAAAUAAUGAAAAUGAUUUUGUAAUGCGUAAAAAACUAUUUAAACUAAAAGAAGAGUUUAAAAAAAAUCCAUAUAAAGUGGAUAAAGAGAAAGUAUAUGCAAUUGAUUUCAAUAAUAAUAGACCAUAUCUUAUUUAUGAUUCAAUCACUCGUUCUAUUAGUUUUAUUUGUUUUUUUCAUCCAUAUUUAAAACCAUGGUUAUUCAAGUAUCAAGAUUUUGAAAGUGAAAGAGAAUAUUCACAAUUAAUGAUCAAAGAGAUUGAAGAGAGAUUCAAUAUUGUAGGACCAUCUCAAUGGUAUGAUUUAAAAUAUAGUAAAGAGUUGGAGGAAUUGUUACCAAAAGAUUGGCAUUAUUGUUUGAAUUUCAUUCAAUAUUUGAAUAUCAAGUAUCCAUCAUUCAAUUUUCAAUCGAAUAAAUUUAAAGAUCAAAAGAUUUUUGAAAAGUUUUAUUACACUCCCACUACUCGCUUCAUUAAAUCGGUCUUGGAUGAAUUUCUCUUGUCAAAUGAUUUUAAAGAAAUUUCCGACUUGUGGGGACAUUCCAGUGUUGAACAUAUGUUGACUGAAAGAUUAAGAACAGAAUUAAAACUUCCUUUUAGAUUAGCCUAUUUAGCUCAACUUUACCCUUUUGUUCAUCCUGAAAGAAAUUUUGGUCCGGAACCACCACCAAAACUAGCUAUUCACAAAGGAUCUUUGAUUGAAAUGGUUGCAAAAGAAAAUCUAUCAAUGGAGGAUUUAUACAAAUUAGAUAAAAUCAAUGCCUUAAAAAAAGAGAAUCUAAUCCAAUCUACUAUUAGAUCUGUAUUUCCAGAUUAUGAUUGGAUUGACUUGAAAUUUCCUAUCAAACCAAAUCAAAUAACCAAAUUUAGGAAAAAUAAGAUUGCCAUUCAAUAUUACAAUUACCUUGCAAAAAAAUAUUCUUUUGCUCAUCCAUUGGAUUUGAUAUCAAUCAUCAGUACUAUCGAUAGUACUUCAAUAGAUGGUCUUGCCAAUAAAAGAUUCAUUGAAUUUGGUCUCUUUAAUCAUAUUAUUGCCAAAUCUAUUGGUAUGGAGGAUUUUCCAAACGUUACUUCUUUACCAUUCGAUGAUUCUAUGAUUAAUAGUUAUUUUAGAAAGAUUUUAAAUCUAACUGAUGAAGACAUUGGUAUCAAUAUUAAUAGAUUCACUGUUUUUUCAGAAUUGUUAAAAAAACAAGUUAAAAAAUAA